AUGUGGCUUCCAGUGGGCAUCUUCGGAGCCUGUUUUCUGUGGAUCACUGUUCAAGGUACAAGUCGAUAUUGUUCAGUAAAUAAUUAAAAUUAAUAGUGUGACAUUGCGGUUCGAUUUACGCACUCUAACUUAGAACGUAGCCGCAAUCGUUUUGUUGUUGCAUCCUCUCAGAAAUGACUCUUUGAUAGUUUCCGUAACAUGGCGUGUUGAACUGAUAAACCUUUGAUAACUGCUUCCCUUCCUUGGUUGCUUAUACGCGAGUGUUUUACGUUCCAGGCGAAGAUGUGAUUCUAGCUAACGGGCUGCCUGUCGAAUGCGGAAAACGCCCAGCUCCCCUGAGGGCACCUGGUGAUUAUAAUGGAAAAAAAAUUGAAGCCAUACCAAACAGCUGGCCGUGGCACGUAAGUCAAUGAAACUGGCAGGGGACAAAUUUACGUUUCCUUAAAUUUCACUCCUUGUUGCUAUUUUAAAGUCAGUGAACGCAAAUACACCAUGUGUGGUAAUGAGAAGUUAAACGCCUUCAAAAGCUAAACGGGAUCCACUUGUACAUGUCAAAUAUUUAAAAAGCUAGAGAAGUACGGCUCUCGCUAAUUUUCACACCCAUUGUGACAAGUUUAUUUGAUAAAAUUAUAUUUAGCUUACAACGCGUAAACUGUAAUACAUUUUACGCAGCUUGUUUGGCUUUUAACUUGUCGUUCACAUCAUUAAAUCGCCCACGAUCGUUAGAAUACUAUGGCAAAACGCCUAAAUUCAGCCAGCGACCAAUCUCCUAGAAUGUUAACCGACAUUCCGAAAUGCGUUUUCAAUUAAGAAGGAUUGCUUAAGUGGGCUUGUAAUACUCAUUAUCAUGCAACGUAAAUCCGAACUACGUCAUACAUAUCAGGAGGUUGACUUUGAAAUGCCCGUUCUUUCGGUCACCAGCAAACGUUUUUCAGCAAAAGUGGCUACUAAAGUAGAAGGACUUUUUUGUAUUGAUUUUCUAUGCCCUUAUAAAUUUAAAUGCGUUUUAUAAGGUAAUAACAUGCACAAAAACACUCUCUUCUUAUACUUGUUUGACAGAAAAGCACUUAUUUUUAAGGACAGUGCACAAAGGAAGGGUAUUUUGGGUUUCCAAAGUGUUUUCCAUUCCCAAGUGGUUGUGAACCAUAUCUGCCAUUGCAUGUAUGUUGACGAUUUUCAUUCCAGAAGCGGAUGCACCCCUGUAUGCCAUUAUGAAUGCGACCUGGGUGUUUCGUAAAAAUAUACAGUGGACGCGCACUGUGUUGCAUACUGUAUGAGGAAUAAUGGUAGGCGUAUAGAUACGAGGAUACUGAAAUGGGCAUUGCAUUUUUAGAAAACCUUGCCCUUAGAAAAUUAUUAAGACCUAAGACAGCAUUAGUUCGGGUAUAAAAUUUAAAGGUGUGAUUUCCUACCAGAUAUGUGCAAGAAAAAAUAUUUCCGCACAUAUCUCCCAUGUGACUGACCUUUCCUAAUCGAAACCAUACUCUUGAAUCUCCACCAACAUUUUAUAAGAUCAGUCAGUGAUUGUAAACACAAACUGUUUAUUAGGAACUAACCAUUGGAAUUCUCUUUUGUGUUUUCAUUAAACCGAACUCUACAGUUUAUCACAUGGUUCGGUUGCUUGCUGUAGAGUUAUUUCCAGCUCAACUACGUGGGUUUCGACGCCUGUUCGUCAUUUCGUUCGACCGAUCAAUGCAAGUUUGCUCCAAUUGACAACCUUUUCUCCUGUCAGCAGCUGGCUGGCAAAAGUCGAUCUUACGUUUGCAGGCCAACAUUAUACACGGCUCGGACUCCAGCAAACAUGUAUCCACGGAAACAUGUGCUUUACGGCAGUAAAUUACAUUAUUAUUCCCCUGAAAUACCCCAUGGUCAGAGUACUUUGGGGCGUUGAUUUCGCGCGAUCUGUACGUUGUGCAUCUUUGAGAUACGUUUUUGCUAUUUAGACGUCGGAAAUAGCAAACUAAAAUAAAUCUUCUGCGAAAACAACGCACCUACAUAUGAACAUUUACGAACUCUCGCGAUACCCCAUGGACUUCAACCGAACAUGUACCGCAUUCACAAAGUAUCUCCUAACUUUCAAAUACCAUGCGCUCUGCGUCAAAGUCUGGGUAUUAUGUAGUUUAGAACGCUAUUCCUCUAAUUGAAUUUACGCAGUUUGCUUGACCUUGUAAACGACAUUUCACUUUACGAAAUUGGUCGACCUUGCCCGGAUUAUGUAAUGCAAUAUUUUACCAACUGCAGUCAACAGACAGAGCGGAAAAUCUGUACGGCAGCUUUGUUUGAUAUUUCACUAGGUUGGACUUUCCAGCUCGGCGUAUGGUCCACACCCAUUCUGUGGAGGAACUCUUAUUUCACCUACGUGGGUUUUGACAGCCGCUCACUGUGCUGAUCUGGCCUAUCCGUGCGUCAAUAUCCCCCGCGGCCAGCCCUUCCACCACGGCGAUGUCAACGGUACUAAACUGGCUGUCCGCAUAGGCGACCAUGAUCACACACGGGGCGGACCUCCGACAUUCAACGUUCGAGUAAAACACAUUGUCGUUCAUCCAGAUUACCCACGAGAUGCACGAGGCAAUGGCUGUGAUCUUGCACUUCUGAAACUGAAUCGAACUGUGAAACGCUGUACGCUUACUCAUUACUUAUGAAUUUCGCUACGUUAGUGUAACUUACUCCACUUUUGCUCUUACUUCACAGUAGGCGCGUUCACGAUCAAGCACAUGCACAUUUGAGACUUGUUUCCCAAACAAAACCGGAACUGAAACAAUAGGAAGCAAGCGCAAAUUUACCUGCAAGACUAAUUACUCCACUAGAAUUCAACACAAAUUUCUUUGAGGAAGCAUCAUGCUAACCAACUAUAGCACUUACAAAGUCUUAGACCGUAGGAAAAGUAGUUCGGCAAUGCAGCCAUGACUAUAUGAUCAUCGGAAAAGGCAGAAUGUGGUUCUUAACCCCCACCGCUAGAUGUAAACUAUAAGAUAAUUACUUAAUUUCCAGAGCUACAGUUUGACUGACAGAUUUCGAUCUCGAUAACCUAGGUAAAUGUUCGCGGCAUGAGUACAGAUAAAUUAUAACCACUUUGAUUUACGUCCCUGGCGUUUAACAUGCACCGUAAUUUCGCAUGAAAAAUUGAAAGCGCCUUUGCUGUGAGAGAUUAGACUGUUCAAUAAAUCCAUCAGAGUCUAGUAAAGAUGACGCAACGUAAAUGUAUUAUGUCAUUAAGGGCAUCAAGUAUUUCGCAACAAAAUUUUCAAUCUGCGUGGCGAUUUUCAUUCUUUCCUUUACGAAGCAAAAUAUGCGGAAUUCGCAUGCCUCCCUAAGGAAGGAAUGCAAUUUGAUGCCGGAACCUUCUGCAAUCUUGCUGGCUGGGGACUGAUUCCACCACUUCAACCUAACUGGAAGCAACCGAAUGUGUUAAUGGAAAUACAAACGCCAAUUGUGAAACUAUCGGACUGCAAGAAAAGGCAUUCCUUAGUUAAAGAAAUGCUCCACGUUUGCACCGACACUGCGUAUGGGGUAAGAAUCACACUACCAUUAUGUACAGAAUAAAUAUGCACAGUUUAAUAAUUCCCUUUUUUGACAAAUUCAGCCCACAUGUCUGGGCGACAGCGGAGGAGGACUGCACUGUUUUAUGAAGAGCAAAUGGACUUUCUACGCCGUAGAUUCCUUCGGUGCCCCUAACUGUACAGGCAAGUACACGGUUCAUGCCCUGACCGGAUCUGCACUCGACUGGAUCAAAACAACUAUCCUAACCCGUAACUAA
Spirometra erinaceieuropaei is the source of this 3757-nucleotide messenger RNA. The record is from the annotation of a GenBank genome assembly. NCBI's taxonomy places the organism in Eukaryota, Metazoa, Platyhelminthes, Cestoda, Diphyllobothriidea, Diphyllobothriidae.